UGGGUUUACAUGCCUCUUGAUCCCGACAUACCUUUAGUUCCGGAAGAUCAUAAUGAUAUGGACGAGGCAGAACUAAAAACUUUUGCAAUGCUUGCAACAUUGGUGAAUAAUAAGAAGAAAUGUCAAUUCUACACUAAUCAACUUGGCUUGUGCCUAAAACGAGUGGAUGAGAUAAAGGAAGCUCAUCGCGCAGCUCUGCAGCAAAACGACACUUUACCAGAGUUACCAAAGUUGCUACAAGAGGACAUAGCAAAGUUUUGUGCAAAACUGCAGCCUUAUGCAUCUAUUCCUGUAGAUGUUUUCGCACAUUCCGACGAUUGCUGGUUGUCUGCAAUAGCUCCUGUGGCGCCAGAGCUCAUGGAACUGUUUGGAGGAAGUCCUGUUACAAAAUCACUGAGCAUAGCAACAGGAAAAGAAGAUCUUUCUGAUCUCAACGCGGAUGAAGCUUUACUGACAGAAGAAGAGCAAGAAAAACUUGCCAAGGACAUAGAAGGACUCUCAGAUGACUACAAAGCCAUGAUACUUGGCAUAAUUGCCACAGAUGAAAACGUUGAAGUUCAUGCAGAUGAUGAAGACGUUUAUUUCGAUCUCACAAACGCGAAACCGUGCACAUUUCAUAGGUUGAAAGAAGCUAUUGUCACAAUUCUGGAAGGAGAGCGUCUUCGUGGCAAGUUUGCUAAUGUUUUUUGA
This is a messenger RNA of Strongylus vulgaris, 690 nucleotides long. The record is from the annotation of a GenBank genome assembly. NCBI's taxonomy places the organism in Eukaryota, Metazoa, Nematoda, Chromadorea, Rhabditida, Strongylidae.